Lentinula edodes (shiitake mushroom) is the source of this 596-nucleotide messenger RNA. RefSeq lists its product as uncharacterized. NCBI's taxonomy places the organism in Eukaryota, Fungi, Basidiomycota, Agaricomycetes, Agaricales, Omphalotaceae. The transcript has 2 exons. Bases 1 to 318 code for a protein of 105 amino acids. The record is from RefSeq and is a predicted model, not a curated record.
AUGUCUGUAUUAAAACAGCAAAACUCUGAGCGAACCAACCAGGGUAUCGUCGACGGUCGACCAGAAGGUCAAGAGCCUGAACACGGCGCUCCCAUCACUCUCGAUACCGUCGUGGACAAAGACGCUUCAUUAUCCAAUGCUGAACAUAGCUGUAUGGCGCACACGUCUGCUUCACAAACAAUAAAUGGCGCAACGUCCGCCGAAGUAAAUGAUUCGUUGGGGAAGCCGGGUUCAGGUAUGAGCUCGAAAGAGAAACAUCAUGAUGGUAUGCCUGGACGCAAGAAACAGGAAAUAGGUGAAAUGCAAUGGCAGAAGUAGAGUGUUCAUAGUACAUCAAUGUAGAGCAAAGGUCAAAAGUAUUGAUCAGCCUUGGGAGCAUAUUUGAGUAAAUUUGAGUACAUGGCAGACUCUAACACUUUGAUACACUACACCAAGUCCUCGUCUUCGGGCCAAUUGCGAAUACUCGACUUCCACUCAUUCCAACUAACUUUCAAUUUUACAAGAUCCUUUGUAGCUAGAUGAUGUUUAACCACAAUGAGUUGAACAUAGAGACGAAGUUGAGUGGAUACUCACUCUCGUGGCAGACUGCAUCAAUU